UUAACAAUUAACUAACGUCAAUGUCAAAUAAAUCAAAAACAAGUGGAAAUUUUUAUUAAUUUUAUUUAACAAUAAUUGAAAAUGGAGAAAAAUUUGGAACAUUUAAUGGACGAACUAUUAACCACGCCCGGAGUGUACGGAUGCGUUUUUGGAAAUCAGCACGGGCUCUGUUUAGGAACGAAAGGUCCAAUUAACAGCAACAGCACAGGCGUAAUUUGCGCGAUUGCCAAGGAGGCCUCGAAACUCGAGCCAAACAGCAAACCUCCCGUUGUACAGUUCGAAAACGAUACUCACUCAUGUACCAUCCAAAAUCUGGGAAACGUAACCGGGGCUAUAUUUAAAAGUUUACAAUCCUAAUUCUAAAUGAUUACGAAGUAAAACGUGAUUGGCUCGUCUCUGGUAACGCACGACACCACCACCACGGCCCUGCUUUGGUAGCCCUCCACCCUGAUGGUGGGGUAGGUCUUGUUCUCGGGCGUGCUGCGGGCCCCCGGGAUGGACCCGGCCGAACGGCCUUCGCACUCGUACCGGAACCGCAGCGCCUUCGAGGCCGGCUGCUCCACG
Molecule: messenger RNA, 564 nt
Organism: Phyllotreta striolata
Lineage: Eukaryota; Metazoa; Arthropoda; Insecta; Coleoptera; Chrysomelidae
Source: the annotation of a GenBank genome assembly